Messenger RNA from Pantherophis guttatus, 1609 nucleotides. It is a transcript of the gene TNFRSF12A, whose product is annotated as TNF receptor superfamily member 12A. Gene Ontology annotation, biological process: positive regulation of extrinsic apoptotic signaling pathway. The record is from RefSeq and is a predicted model, not a curated record. Lineage: Eukaryota; Metazoa; Chordata; Lepidosauria; Squamata; Colubridae. Gene Ontology annotation, cellular component: plasma membrane. Gene Ontology annotation, molecular function: protein binding.
GGAUGGAACGCUGAGUCCUGGCCCCGCGCCCGCCAAUCCCCGACUGCGGGGGCGUCUCUCGCCGGGAACCGAGCCGGGCCGAGCCGAGCCGGGGAGAGUUUUCAACACUGAGUCAGAGCGAGGCUGGCGGUCGGUCUUUCGCGAUCGGACAUCCUCGGCGGCGAAGAAGCAGCGAGAUCCACCUGAGAUGCUUGCCUGGGGAGUCAUCCUGGGGCUCUUGCCCGCGUUGCUGGGGUUCUCCCGGGGAGAGCCCAUCGCAGAAACUAGCUGUCCUGGAGGCCAGUCCUGGAGUCCCGACUUGGAAAAGUGCAUGGAUUGCUCAGUGUGCCAAAGUCAAAACAAGAACGAUUUUUGCUCUACCUGUGGAGACCCCCAGCCCACCAGCUCCUUAAAUUUGUGGGUGCUAGUUGGGGCAUCGCUAGGUGCUGUUCUUCUGGCUAGCAUCAUAGCAGGCACAAUCAUUUAUGCCCGCUGCCGAAGGCGAGAAAAAUUCACCACCCCAAUUGAAGAAACUGGAGGCCAUUCAGCUCAAGAAUCACUGAUACACUGAAGAUCUGUUGUUUUUUUUUCACCACUUCAGAUGCAGGAAACGGCAAAGAAAACAUCACUUUUGAUUACCUCGACUUUUCUUGAAGCUGCGAGAGAGACAUUUUUCACCUGCCCUGGCAUUCUGGGGCCUUACAUUUUGCACACUCAGCAACGGGCUGUGAAACCUACUGUCUCUUGUUCCCAUUUCAGGAAACAGGCCCCUCUGGGGAAAGGGUGACCAUUUUUCUUGUCAAACGCCUUGUGCUAUGUGAGGUGAAAAAAAACUCACUUCUGGCAUAUACAUACCCCAGGCCUAAUGCCCCAUAUUGGGGUGAUUUAUUUUUCUACAGGGCUUACAGUUUGGGGAACUUUGCAAUUCCUAGAUCUGCAUUGUGGGCCUCUUCCUUUGUCGUUUCCCUUCUGGGGAAUGUUUUAGGGAAAACGAUGAAUGUGAUUUUUAGGUUAUCUGUAUAUAGAGAUCUAUUGGGUGCUAAAACUCUCCAUGAGAGAGGUUGACUAGCCUCAACAGAGUUUCCUGCACCAUUAUAUCCAAUCAGUGGCUGGCCACUACGUCAAAAAGACAAUUUAGGUGUAGUUCCAGAUGUUCUGGACUACAACUCCCAUAAUGCCAUGAAAAAUCAGAAAUUGCCUUGGAUUUAUGGUGUUUUGCUCCAUAAGGAGGGCACCAGUUUAUUUCCUCUGACUCUCCCUGUAUUUGAUCUUCUCUCUUCCUUUUCUCUUUGGUGCUCCCUGUUGAGACCCUAUUUAUGUCUUCUGCUCUCAUAAGAGAUUUUUAAUUUUAUGGUGUGAUUGGUUUUUUUUUUUUAACUCUGCAUUCAGGAAAAAAAAGAAAAAGACUUUCGUUUCCUGACAUAGCAUUUGUGAACUGAAGUAAAAUAAAAAUGCUUAAGUUUGGUAUGAAAAUGUUGCAAAUUGUCCCCAGAAAUGAAUGUGAAUAUUGAUGGGUUUGAUAUUGACCAUCACUCUAAAUCAUAGUUUGUUUAAUGUAUUAAAUAAACCACAAUUGGCCAGAUUUGCAUGAUACAAAAAGCUGAGGCUGAAUAAAUCAUCUUAAGGUUUA